GUGACAGGAAGCAGCAUGGAGCUGUGCGGGCGGGUCUGGGCACUUUUGGCAGCUAAGGGAGCCGCCGGACAAUGGGGUCCGUGGAGGGCUUGGUGUUAUCUUCGUGGCAAUGCAGCCCUUGGGAGGCGGCGCGGGAUGAGCACGGGACGUUUUGCUGGGGGCCGUCAGGACCAGCAGCAGGACUGGAACCACCGGAACAAGACGGUGCUUACCUACCUGGCGGCUGCAGUCGUAGGCAUGGCAGGUGUGUCCUAUGCGGCCGUGCCGCUCUACCGGCUCUAUUGCCAGGCUACUGGACUUGGCGGGACUGCAGUAACAGGUCAUGGUUCAGACCAGAUUGAGACGAUGGAAUGUAUAAAAGAUCGUGUUCUUAAAAUCACUUUCAAUGCAGAUGUACAUUCAAGUCUUCAGUGGAAUUUCAGGCCUCAACAGACUGAAGUUUAUGUAGUUCCAGGAGAGACUGCACUGGCGUUUUACAAAGCAAAGAAUCCCACAGAUAAACCAAUAAUUGGAAUCUCUACCUACAAUGUGGUGCCUUUUGAAGCUGGCCAGUAUUUCAAUAAAAUACAAUGCUUUUGUUUUGAAGAACAGCGACUUAAUCCCCAUGAAGAAGUGGAUAUGCCGGUGUUUUUCUUCAUUGAUCCUGAAUUUGCUGAAGACCCAAGGAUGGCCAAUGUUAACUUGAUCACUCUCUCUUACACUUUUUUUGAAGCAAAAGAAGGACACAAACUACCUCUCCCUGGUUAUAAGUAAAUAUUGUAGGAUCUGGACUCCACAUUGGAGAUUCUUCUGCUAUGCAAUAUUGAUGAUUUACAGACUGCACCACUAUUUACUCUGCAGCAGAGGAGGAAGAUGAUGAAAAUCUGAAAAGCAGGAAUUCUGUUUUAGGUGUACAGUAAUAUAGAUAUCUGCUUGUUCUGAAGAUGUGAUAUUUAACUUUUACACAUGCCUGUGAAUACAAUGAAUAAAAAUCACUCAAGAUACUCAUUUCUCUCGUUGACAGGUAGAUCUUCAUUACAGAUAUAAAAUACAUAUAUGUAAAAUAUGUGUAGCUUCACUUUUGGGAACUGAUGUUUGAUUCAUCCAAC
Messenger RNA from Gekko japonicus, 1088 nucleotides. Its product is annotated as cytochrome c oxidase assembly protein COX11, mitochondrial. Gene Ontology annotation, molecular function: copper ion binding. The record is from RefSeq and is a predicted model, not a curated record. Lineage: Eukaryota; Metazoa; Chordata; Lepidosauria; Squamata; Gekkonidae. Gene Ontology annotation, cellular component: mitochondrial inner membrane. The coding region runs from base 16 to 753 and encodes 245 amino acids. The transcript has 4 exons.